AUGAAUGAAGCUGAUGUGGUGUGCCGGCAGCUGAGCUGUGGGAGUGCCCUCGCAGCCCCUGUGGAGGCUCAAUUUGGCGAAGGCAAAGGCGAGUUUCUGCUGGAUGACAUGGACUGUACAGGAAGAGAGAGUUUUCUGGGACAGUGUUCUCAUGCUGGCUGGUCCCUGCAUAACUGCGGUCCCGGAGAAGACGCCAGUGUCAUCUGUGCAGUUCUACCAGUGGCCGACUCAGCAUCUGCCAGUCGCAGAGCCAGUGUGCCCAGGCUCAGGCCGCCAGAAGACUGGCCUGUGCUGCGGCUGGUGAAUGGCACGGGACGAUGCUCCGGCCGGGUGGAGGUGUCCUACCAGGGCACCUGGGGGUCCGUGUGUGAUGACGGCUGGGGCCUGAAGGAGGCACACGUGGUGUGCAGGCAGCUUGGGUGUGGCCCAGCGGUAUCGGCCCCCCUCGGCUCCCACUUCGGCCCAGGCUUUGGAAAGAUUGUCCUGGACAACGUGCGCUGCAGUGGUGAGGAGAGCCGCCUGGCCCUGUGCGCCCACGACAGCUGGUUCACCCACAACUGCAAUCACGAGGAGGAUGCCGGAGCCAUCUGCUUGGGUUCUCUAACGGCAGACCCCUCCCCUCCAGCUGACGUCUUCUCAGAACCUUCAUGGACCACAGUCCCUGCGGCCUUGACUCCACCUGCAGAGGCCUGGGUAGAGGUGAGGCUGCUGAAUGGCACGGGGAGGUGCUCAGGCCGCGUGGAGGUGCUCAUCCAGGGCACAUGGGGGACUGUGUGUGAUGACCCCUGGGACCUGGCCGAGGCUGCCGUUGUAUGCCACCAGCUGCAGUGUGGCCAGGCAGUGGCAGCCCCCACAAGGUCCAACUUCGGGGCAGGCUCCAGGAAGAUCCUGCUGGAUGACAUACAGUGUAUGGGUAGUGAGAGCCACCUGGGGCAGUGUGUGUACGGGGGCCAGGCCGGGCACAACUGUGGGCACAUGGAAGAUGCUGGCAUCAUCUGCACAGGCUUUGAUGACCCACCAGCCCCCUCCCCAGAGUCUGAAGAUGCUUCCUCGGUGUCCACACUCACAGGAACCUGGGUAGAGGUGAGGCUGCUGAAUGGCACGGGGAGGUGCUCAGGCCGCGUGGAGGUGCUCGUCCAGGGCACCUGGGGGACCGUGUGUGAUGACCUCUGGGACCUGGCCGAGGCUGUGAGGCUGCUGAAUGGCACAGGGAGGUGCUCAGGCCGUGUGGAGGUUCUUGUCCAGGGCAUGUGGGGGACCGUGUGUGACGACCUCUGGGACCUGCCUGAGGCAGCUGUUGUGUGCCACCAGCUGCAGUGUGGCCAGGCGGUGGCAGCCCCCACAGGGGCCCACUUUGGGGCAGGCUCCGGAAAGAUCCUGCUGGAUGAUGUGCAGUGCGUGGGCAACGAGAGCCACCUGGGGCAGUGUGUGCACGGGGGCCAGGCCGGGCACAACUGCGGGCACCAGGAGGACGCCAGCGUCAUCUGUGCAGGUCAAGCCCUGUCAGCAACCGCGCCCACCACGGAGACUGCGGGGCUUUCUCCAGCUCCCACUCCAACAGGUGGUGGAUUAUCUGCAACCAUGGCCACAACAGAGCCUGCAGCCCUGCAGUCCACACCCACUCCCCCGGCGGGAGCCUGGGUAGAGGUGAGGCUGCUGAAUGGCACGGGGAGGUGCUCAGGCCGCGUGGAAGUCCUCAUCGAGGGCACCUGGGGGACCGUGUGUGACGACCUCUGGGACCUGGCUGAGGCUGCUGUUGUGUGCCGCCAGCUGCAGUGUGGUCAGGCAGUGGCAGCCCCCACAGGGGCCCACUUUGGGACAGGCUCUGGAAGGAUCCUGCUGGACAAUGUGCAGUGUGUGGGCAGCGAGAGCCACCUGGGGCAGUGUGUGCACCAGGGCCAGGCCAGGCACAACUGCGGGCACCUGGAGGAUGCUGGGGUCAUCUGUGCAGCAUCACACUCCUGGGAGACCCCCAGCUCACUGUUGACGCUAUGUCUUCCUACAGAUGGGCAGGAAAGGGCCAAGGCCACUGUUGUGUGCCGCCAGCUCCAGAAUGGCCAGGUGGUGGGAGCCCCCACAGGGGCCUACUUCAGGGCAGGCUCUGGGAAGAUCCUGCUGGAUGAUGUACAGUGUGUGGGCAGCGAGAGCCACCUGGGGCAGUGUGUGCACAGGGGCCGGGCAGGGCACAAAUGUGGGCACUUGAACGACACCAGUGUCAUCUGUGCAGGUGGGGGGCUGGCUGUCAAUCUUCACUUGGAAGGCUCCUCUUAG
Messenger RNA from Cynocephalus volans (Philippine flying lemur), 2271 nucleotides. Its product is annotated as deleted in malignant brain tumors 1 protein-like. NCBI's taxonomy places the organism in Eukaryota, Metazoa, Chordata, Mammalia, Dermoptera, Cynocephalidae. The transcript has 14 exons. Gene Ontology annotation, molecular function: serine-type endopeptidase activity. The record is from RefSeq and is a predicted model, not a curated record. Gene Ontology annotation, biological process: zymogen activation. Bases 1 to 2271 code for a protein of 756 amino acids. Gene Ontology annotation, cellular component: plasma membrane.